ACUUUUAAAAUAAUGCAGAGGGCAUUGUCAUUCCACUUUCCAGGCUUUCGAGUUAUUUAAUACGUACAUCACAUAGUACCAUACCGUCUUCUUCUUUGUUUCUCGAUCCCCGGAUAGGACUUGCAGCGCGCCCCCUGAUCAGCUAGCCUCCUUUCCUCUUUCAAUUAAACCUACUACUACUACUAUUAUUAUUAUUAUUAUUAUUAUUGUUAUUGUUAUGGCCGCCAACAUUGCCGCAGCAGCACCGCCGCCCUACUACUACCGCAGUACGUCUGCUCUUCCUCAAAAAUCCAAAUGGUGCGGCGCCCGAGGCAACGGUACUAGGGCGGCAAUCACCAGCAGGCACAAGUACGUGACGUUGUGCGUGGCAACGCGGCCGGGCAGAUCAGCGCCGGCGGAAUUCGACCUCGAGGAGUACAUGUCGUGCAAGGCCCGGCGCGUGAACGAGGCCUUGGACAGGGCCGUCCCGCUGCGCCACCCGGAGAAGAUCCACGAGUCCAUGCGCUACUCCCUCCUGGCCGGCGGCAAGCGCGUCCGCCCCGUCCUCGCCAUCGCCGCCUGCGAGCUCGUGGGCGGCACCGAGGACGCCGCCAUGCCCGCGGCCUGCGCCGCCGAGAUGAUCCACACCAUGUCGCUCAUCCACGACGACCUCCCCUGCAUGGACGACGACCGCCUCCGCCGGGGCAAGCCCACCAACCACGUCGCGUUCGGCGAGGACACCGCCGUCCUCGCGGGCGACGCGCUCCUCGCCCUCGCCUUCGAGCACGUCGCCAGGAGCCGGCCCCCCGCCCUCGCCCCCGACCGCCUGCUUCGGGUUCUCUCCGAGCUCGGCUCGGCGGUGGGCUCCGAGGGGCUGGUGGCGGGACAGAUCGUGGACAUCGCGAGCGAGGGCAAGUCCAUCGACCUGCGCGAGCUCGAAUACAUCCACGUGCACAAGACGGCGAGGCUGCUGGAGGCGGCGGCCGUGUGCGGGGCCAUCGUCGGGGGAGCGGAGGACGGCGCCGUGGAGAGCGUCCGCAAGUACGCGCGCUGCGUGGGGCUGCUGUUUCAGGUGGUGGACGACAUACUCGACGUCACUAAGACGUCCGAGGAGCUCGGGAAGACGGCGGGGAAGGACCUGGCGGCCGACAAGGCCACCUACCCCAAGCUCAUGGGGCUCGGCAGGGCGCGCCAGUUCGCCGCAGAGCUCGUGGGAAAGGCCGAGGAGGAGCUCGCCGGAUUCGACGCCCGCAAGGCGGCGCCGCUCUACCAUCUCGCGCACUUCAUCGCCGACCGCCAGAAUUAAAAAUUUACAUGGACCGAUCGAUAUCUGCAUCUCACUGAUUACUUACUAAUUAAUCAGUGAAUUAAUUAAAUUAGUGCAGCUGCUUAUUUACUUGUAAUAAUUCUGUAGUAAUUACUAUAUAAUUUAUGUACGUACAAUUUUAAUCAUCGUCGAAAUUUG
This is a messenger RNA of Ananas comosus (pineapple), 1444 nucleotides long. RefSeq names its product geranylgeranyl pyrophosphate synthase 7, chloroplastic-like. NCBI's taxonomy places the organism in Eukaryota, Viridiplantae, Streptophyta, Magnoliopsida, Poales, Bromeliaceae. Bases 218 to 1285 code for a protein of 355 amino acids. The record is from RefSeq and is a predicted model, not a curated record. The transcript has 2 exons. Gene Ontology annotation, molecular function: prenyltransferase activity. Gene Ontology annotation, biological process: isoprenoid biosynthetic process.